UUGAAAUAAUAAAGGGUCUCAAUGAAAGAUGUGCAGUGUCACAUGUUUAGUGUAAAUUGUCACAUGACCAGAGCUGUUUACUUCCUGGUUGCACCAUGAGAAGAGGAUGGCUGCAUCAAAGCUCCCAAACAGAAGUUCUGGAUAUGUUGGAUCUAGGUGACCACCCAGACAAGGCAUGCAACAUUGCAUUUAUCCCUCAAAAUGAGAAAGAUUCUGUCCUGAUUGAUUGUGAUAGCGAUGGGUCAGAUAUGGACUAUGGACAGGCCUUUUGCCAGCCAGGCUGUUGAAUGCAUAUGCUGAACAUAUGCAAACAGAUCAUGACAGGAACAACGUUAUCAGUGAUGAUGACCUACCCCUCAUCCCCCCCAUCCACAACCUCCCCCACCCCCCUCCAUUGUUGAUAAUGAAGAGCCAACGGCCUCUACUCACCAGAGGGUCCAGUCAGAAGAGCCAAGGGCAAAGCUGGAGGUCGUCAAAAAUAAGGAUUGAGUGUUCAAACGAUCGAAGAGGCCUGCCACCGCUGUGAUUCCAAAACACAUUGAAUACAGCCCAAAUGCUGCAGAAUGUGUAAAACAAAGCUGUCCCAACCCAAUGGAUGUUUUCCUACUAAUGUAUCCACCCUAAGAGAGAUCACCAUUGAAAUGUCCAACCUCUACUCCACCCAGACCAAGGACAAGCAACUGUAUCUGAGUAUGGAUGAGCUCCUUACAUUCUAUGGGAUCCUUAUCACAUCUGGGUACAGCUCUGUUCCAAGAAGACACAUGUACUGGUCACUUGACAGUGAUGUACACAAUGAAAGCAUUUCAGAUUCAAUGCGGAGAAAUCGCUUUGAUGAAAUAAUGGCCUCAGUUCAUGUGGUUGACAACACAAAGAUCACUGACGACCCAUUUUUUAAGGUUAGGCCCAUCUUCUCUGAGCUCAAUCAGUCAUACAAAGUCAUGCCAUUUCAGGAAUGGCUGUCAGUGGAUGAGAGCAUGAUCCGAUACUAUGGCCGACAUGGAUGUAAGCAAUUCAUUAGAGGUAAACCAAUCCGUUUUGGUUACAAGCUAUGGAGCCUUGCCUCAUCCAGUGGUUACAUGUAUCACAUGGAGCCAUAUGGUGGAUCCCACACACUCCUCCCUGAGACUGGGCUGGGUCAGGGACCCAGUGUCGUUCUCGGUCUUGCAGAGCAAUCUCAGGUGCCUCAAGGUUGCAAGUUCCUUCAUGACAACCUCUUCACUUCGCUUGCACUCCUCGAUGAAAUGACAAAAAGAGGAUAUGGGAGCUCUGGAACGAUGAGGCAGAAUCGUCUGUUUGAUGUCCCAUUCAAGCCACAGAAGGACUUCAUGAAGUUACCCCGGGGAACCUCUGAGGUUCUGACCCAAGGAGACAAGUUGCUGGUCCGUUGGAAAGACAAUAACAUUGUCACAGUGGCAACAAACAUGGAGGAGAAAUACAGUGAGACCUCUGUCAAAAGAUGGAACAAGGAGCGACGUGCCUUUGACAAAGUCCCACAACCAAAAUGCAUCAACCGAUACAAUGAGCACAUGGGUGGUGUUGACCUUCAUGACCUACAGGUUUCAAGAUACCAUAUCUCCAUCAAGGUCUAAGAAGUGGUGGUGGCCCAUCUUUGCAUGGUCUCUCAACAGUGCACUCGUAAACAGCCAUUUCUUUUACAAAGACGUUAUGGGAGGGACCAUCGACCUGCUCACCUUCUCACGGAUAGUGGCACAGUCUCUUAUGCAAAACUUUGGCACGAAACCACUGAGCCAAGGAAGGAGAUCUUUACUGGCUGCUACUGUUGAAGAUCAGGCAAGAUAUGACAAAGCUUCUCACUGGCCAAUCAACACGAUGCACCGGUUCCAGAAAUGUCGUCAUUGUGACAAACGCACUACCUAUGCAUGUGAAAAAUGCAAAGUGCCACUGCACAUUGAGUGCUUCAAGAUAGCCAUGGACAGUAGAAAAGGAGAUAGGAGUGAAUGAAAAAGCCAAUAAAAGAAAAAUAGAAAAGUCAAUAAAGGGUGAGGUGAAGCAGUACAACGGACUCUAGGAAGAAAAGAAAAGUAGACUAAAAAGACAACCAAAAUGACUGAAAUGUUUUUGGAAGAAAAGGUCAAUUAGGUCUUUCUGAUCACAGUUCAAAAUAGUGAUGCACAAACUAAUCGUGCACUUGGUUCUGAAGCCUACCUCUAUGAUAUAUAUUAUUUUGUCCAGUGUAGGCUUCUACUUGAAUGCAUAUUCUACAGGCUACCUCUAUUCUAAAUGUUACCUUUAUGUUCAGUGUAGGUCUCUACUUGAAUAUAUAUUCUACAGGCUACCUCUAUUCUAAAUGUUACCUUUAUGUUCAGUGUAGGCCUCUUCUUGAAUACAUAUUCUACAGGCUACCUCUAUCCUAAACGUUACCUUUAUGUUCAGUGUAGGCCUCUACUUGAAUACAUAUUCUACAGGCUACCUCUAUUCUAAAUGUUACCUUUAUGUUCAGUGUAGGCCUCUACUUGAAUACAUAUUCUACAGGCUACCUCUAUUCUAAACGUUACCUUUAUGUUCAGUGUAGGCCUCUACUUGAAUGCAUAUUCUACAGGCUACCUCUAUUCUAAACGUUACCUUUAUGUUCAGUGUAGGCCUCUACUUGAAUACAUAUUCUACAGGCUACCUCUAUUCUAAAUGUUACCUUUUAUGUUCAGUGUAGGCCUCUACUUGAAUACAUAUUCUACAGGCUACCUCUAUUCUAAAUGUUACCUUUAUGUUCAGUGUAGGCCUCUACUUGAAUACAUAUUCUACAGGCUACCUCUAUUCUAAAUGUUACCUUUAUGUUCAGUGGGAAUGAAUCACACGACUGCUAUACAGUUGUUAGUGAAUGUUGCACUAAAAUGUCACAAUGACAAUGUUACAAUGAGUAUUGCACUAAAGUACAAGUUCAAAUGUUACAAUAAAGUUACAAUGUUUAUGUUUCAAUACAUGUUACAAUAAAGUAACAAUGUUACAAUGUAUGUUACAAUAAAGUAACAAUGUUGAAAUACGUC
Molecule: messenger RNA, 3002 nt
Organism: Salvelinus fontinalis (brook trout)
Lineage: Eukaryota; Metazoa; Chordata; Actinopteri; Salmoniformes; Salmonidae
Product: piggyBac transposable element-derived protein 3-like
Exons: 2
Coding region: 564-1589 (341 amino acids)
Molecular function (GO): sequence-specific DNA binding
Source: RefSeq, a predicted model, not a curated record